UCCCAAAACAAAAUGAAAAUUACUAUCUUAACUCUCUUAUUUACUACGGGUUUUCUUGCCAUCCUCCUCCUGCCCGAGCCGGUUUUGUCCCAAAAGUGUAAAUGUGCUCCAAAUUUGUGUUGUAGCAAAUACGGUUAUUGUGGCAAAGGAGAUGCUUAUUGUGGAAAAGAUUGUCGAGGUGGUCCAUGUUCUUUGCCAGCUCCUAACAAUAAUGCCAAUGUCCCUGGUAUAGUGACAUUGGCAUUCUUUAACGGGAUUGUUGCAAAGUCUGCAGGCAACUGUCCCGGCAGACGCUUUUACACACGAGAUGUGUUUCUUAGAGCCAUCAAUGCCUUUCCACAUUUUGGUAGGUCUGGUUCCAUUGAUGAUUCAAAGCGCGAAAUUGCAGCUUUCUUUGCUCAUGUUACUCAUGAGACCGGAUACUUGUGUUAUAUAAAUGAGAGAGGCCGUCCUUCAAGAAACUGUGACAGGACACAGACCCAAUAUCCAUGCAAUCCUAAAAAAAGUUACCACGGCAGAGGCCCAAUGCAACUCUCGUGGAACUACAACUAUGCUGAAGCAGGGAAGAGCCUCGGGUUCGAUGGGCUCAACAACCCUGAUAUUGUAGCUACAAACCCAGUGGUCUCGUUCAAGACGGCCUUGUGGUUUUGGAUGGACAAGGCUCAUUGGGAUUUUGCCUCUGGGAAGGGGUUUGGAGCCUCAAUUAGGGCCAUCAAUGGGGUGGAAUGUGGUGGUGGGAACCCAGGUGCUGUAAGCGCUCGAGUCACACACUACACCGACUAUUGCAAGCAGUUUGGUGUUGCACCUGGCAACAACCUUAGAUGUUGAUUAGUCGGUCGUCAUUAUAUAUUACCUAUCAUACAAUUAAUGAAUAACCUUAGAUGUUGAUGGCGUUAUGUAUUAAUUUCGAAUCGUUUAUACUGCAUAAUAAUUAAUUACCUAUCAUACAAUGAAUAAGGUCGAAUAAUAUGUAGUCUUUUAUGAAC
Molecule: messenger RNA, 986 nt
Organism: Erigeron canadensis
Lineage: Eukaryota; Viridiplantae; Streptophyta; Magnoliopsida; Asterales; Asteraceae
Product: endochitinase EP3-like
Exons: 2
Coding region: 13-828 (271 amino acids)
Biological process (GO): carbohydrate metabolic process; cell wall macromolecule catabolic process; chitin catabolic process
Molecular function (GO): chitin binding; chitinase activity
Source: RefSeq, a predicted model, not a curated record